Molecule: messenger RNA, 1443 nt
Organism: Symbiodinium sp. CCMP2456
Lineage: Eukaryota; Dinophyceae; Suessiales; Symbiodiniaceae
Source: the annotation of a GenBank genome assembly
GCCCUUGGGCUGAACGACACAAUCACAGAGCUGGAGAUCCAAGUCGCCCAAUUCCACCAAGAACGGUGUUGGGUUCUGUGGAAGGCGCUCGGGGAUGCGCUGAAGUCCAACAGUACCAUCACCCACGUCAAUCUUGCAUACAACGGGAUCGGAGACGCGGGGGCCGAGGCACUCGCAGAUGGGCUGAAAUCCAACCGAACCGUCACCCACGAAAAUCUUGCAUACAACGAGAUCGGAGCCUGGGGUGCCGAGGCACUCGCUGAUGCCAUGAAGUCCAACAAUACCGUGACCUACGUCGACCUCGAGGGCAACAGGAUUGGAGACAAGGGUGCCAAGGCACUCGCAGAUGGGCUGAAAUCCAACCGAACCGUCACCCACGUCAAUCUUGCAUACAACGAUAUCGGAGCCUGGGGUGCCAAGGCACUCGCAGAUGGGCUGAAGUCCAACAAUACCAUGACCGCCAUCAACCUCCGAGACAACGACCUCAGACCCGCGGGCGCCGAGGCACUCGCAGACGCCCUGAAAUCCAACCGAACCAUCACCCACGUCAACCUCGCACUCAACUUCAUCGGACACGCGGGUGCCAAGGCACUGGCAGAUGCCGUCAAGUCCAACCACACCGUCACCAUCAAACUCAGCGAAGGCCCGAUCGGAGCCAAGGGCGCCAAGGACAUGGAAGAAGAAUGGGCGACGCACUCUGCAGAUGCAACGAAGUCCCAGCUGAAGUCCCAGGCUUGGACGGGGAAAGUGCGCAUCAAGGGCCUGGCGUCGCAGCUGACGGAGAACAGCGGCACCACCCGUCUAAACCUUCGACACGCGGACGUCCCGGCCGAGGACUACCAGGCACUGGCAGACGCCCUGAAGUCCAACUGUGGUGUCACGCACAUCGACCUCGCUUUCAGCAAGAUCGGAGCCGCGGGGGCCAAGGCACUCGCAGAUAUGCUGAAGUCCAACAAUACCGUCACCGCCAUCAACCUCCAUGACAACGAGAUCGGAGACGCGGGGGCCAAGGCACUGGCAGACGCCCUGAAGUCCAACCGUACUGUCACCGCCAUCCACCUCGAUUACAACAAGAUCGGAGCCGCGGGGGCCGAGGCACUCGCAGAUGCGCUGACGUCCAACAGUACCGUCGCCCUCAUCAGCCUCUAUGACAACAACAUCGGAGACGAGGGUGCCAAGGCCAGGCGGUGCCCACGGAUGUUUGCAGCUUGCAAUGUGGACCCCGCUUUUUCCUCCCUGACAGGCGCUUGCAGAUGCCGUGAAGUCCGAGCGUGUUUACUUAGGAUAGAGUUGCUGCGGAGCACAGGGAGUAAUAUAAAAGAACAGGCUCGUUGGUUUCCUUUCUCCGUUCAACGAUGCACCGAUAGUGGCCGCCAGGGCAUGAAUCUACUAUCUCAGUAUAAAUCUAUAAGGGUUAUUAUAAUGAAGUGCCAGAAGCUCUAG